Lampris incognitus (smalleye Pacific opah) is the source of this 4165-nucleotide messenger RNA. It is a transcript of the gene map3k15, whose product is annotated as mitogen-activated protein kinase kinase kinase 15. The record is from RefSeq and is a predicted model, not a curated record. The transcript is spliced from 29 exons. Gene Ontology annotation, molecular function: ATP binding; MAP kinase kinase kinase activity. Gene Ontology annotation, biological process: protein phosphorylation; cellular response to stress; MAPK cascade. Lineage: Eukaryota; Metazoa; Chordata; Actinopteri; Lampriformes; Lampridae. Bases 129 to 4133 code for a protein of 1334 amino acids.
CAGGGAGAACGGACGCCCCGACGGAAAUAAAGAAAUAGCACUGAAAAAGAAAACAGAAAAGAAAAGAAAAGGGAAAAGGAGGGAGACCGAGAAGGAAGAAGAACUUUUAAAAAAAGAAAAUACUCGCCAUGGAGCCGGGCCAGAACGCACCAGUGGCGGAAGCCGGGGGAGAGCACUCCGCCGGGGUGUGCCUGGUGGACCGGGACCGCGACCGGGACCGGGAGCGGGGGGCGGAAGUGGCCAGCCCAUGCCCUCCGGCCAAGCAGCGGUCGUUGCGCGCCGUUUACGUGCUCAACGACGGGCUCAAGUCCGUGAUGGCCAGCAGCCCCGAGUCAGGCGCGCUCCAGUGUCUGCAGAAGGCAUGCGACGCAGAGAGCGCACUGCUCACGACCGUCACCUUCGGACGGCUGGAUUUUGGAGAAACGUCCGUGCUGGACACCUUCUACGACGCAGACAUAGCAGUAGUGGAUAUGAGUGACGUGUUCCGCCAGCCGUCCCUCUUCUACCAUCUAGGUGUGAGGGAGAGCUUCGACAUGGCCAAUAAUGUCAUACUAUACCACGACACUGAUCCUGACACUGCCCAGUCACUGAAGGACAUGGUGGCCCAGAAAAACACAGCAUCCAGUGGUAACUAUUAUUUCAUCCCCUAUAUACUGACUCCCAACCAUGAGUACAUGUGCUGUGAAAGCGAUGCCCAGCGCAGGGCCAGUGAAUACAUGCAGCCCAGCUGGGACAACCUGCUGGGUCCCCUCUGUGUCCCACUUACUGACCGCUUUUCCAGCCUCCUCAAAGACAUCCACGUCACCUCCUGCGCUUCAUUCAAAGACACUCUGCUGAACGACAUAAGGAAAGCUCGUGAAAAGUACCAGGGAGAGGAGCUGGCCAAGGAGCUGGCCCGGAUUAAACUACGGAUCGACAACACAGAGGUUCUGACUCAGGACAUAGUCAUGAACCUGCUAUUUUCCUACAGAGACAUACAGGACUAUGAUGCUAUGGUCAAGCUGGUGCAGACCCUUGAGAUGCUACCAACCUGUGACUUAGCUACGCAGCCUAUGAUCCAGUUCCACUAUGCAUUCGCCCUCAACAGGAGGAACAGCCCCGGUGACAGGGAACAGGCCCUGGGGGUGAUGCUUCAGGUUUUACAGUCUUGUGAGCACCCGGCUCCAGACAUGUUCUGUCUGUGUGGACGGAUUUACAAAGACAUCUUCCUGGACUCUGAUUGUAAGGACACCAAGAACAGGGACAAUGCUAUACAAUGGUACAGGAAGGGCUUUGAGCUGCAGCCCACGCUUUACUCAGGUAUCAACCUCGCUGUGCUCCUCAUAGUUGCAGGGCAGCAGUUUGAGAGCUCCAUUGAACUGAGGAAAAUAGGUGUGAGACUCAACAGUCUUUUGGGGCGUAAAGGUUCCCUGGAGAAGAUGAAUAACUACUGGGAUGUCGGUCAGUUCUUCACAGUCAGCAUGUUGGCGAAUGACAUCCCCAAAGCCACACAGGCUGCAGAGAAGCUCUUCAAACUCAAACCACCCCUCUGGUACUUGCGAUCAGUGGUGCAGAACCUGCAGCUGAUCCAGAGGUUUAAAAAGCAAACCGUGGAACAUUCACCCCAGCGAGAGAGGCUCAACUUCUGGAUGGACAUCAUCGUAGAGGCCACACGGGGCACCACCAAUGGCCUGCGGUUCCCGGUGUUAAUUCUGGAGCCCACCAAGGUGUAUCAGCCCUCCUAUGUGUCCAUUAACAAUGAGGCGGAGGAGAAGAAUGUCUCUAUCUGGCAUGUGUCGCCUGCUGAGACGAAAGGGAUCCAUGAGUGGAACUUCACUGCAAUGUCCAUCAAAGGCAUCAGUAUUAGUAAGUUUGAUGAGCGCUGCUGUUUCCUAUACGUCCAUGACAACUCAGACGACUUUCAGAUCUACUUCUCUACCGAGGAUCAAUGUGCUCGGUUUUGUUCCAUGGUGAAAGAGAUGAUUUCUGAUGGUACAGGGAAUGCUGUGGAGCUGGAGGGAGAGGGAGAAGGUGACACACUGGAGUAUGAAUAUGACACCAAUGAGACCGGGGACAGGGUGGUGCUAGGUCGGGGCACCUAUGGAGUGGUGUAUGCUGGGAGGGACCUUAGCAAUCAAGUCCGCAUUGCCAUCAAAGAGAUUCCUGAGAGAGACAGCAGGUAUUCCCAGCCCCUCCACGAGGAGAUCGCCCUUCACAAAUACCUGAAACACAGGAACAUCGUCCAAUACCUUGGCUCUGUCUCGGAGAACGGCUACAUCAAGAUCUUCAUGGAACAGGUCCCAGGAGGAAGCCUGUCAGCGUUGCUGCGCUCUAAGUGGGGUCCACUGAAAGAGGCGACUAUCAUAUUCUACACCAGACAGAUCCUGGAGGGCCUUAGAUAUCUACAUGAGAACCAGAUAGUCCACAGAGACAUCAAGGGAGACAACGUGCUGGUGAACACCUACAGUGGAGUCCUUAAGAUCUCAGACUUUGGUACCUCUAAGCGGCUGGCAGGAGUCAACCCUUGCACAGAGACAUUCACUGGUACUCUGCAAUAUAUGGCUCCAGAGAUAAUUGAUAAGGGGCCCAGGGGUUAUGGGGCCCCAGCUGAUAUCUGGUCCCUGGGAUGCACCAUCAUAGAGAUGGCCACUGGUAAACCCCCAUUCCACGAGCUGGGAGAACCACAGGCGGCCAUGUUUAAGGUAGGAAUGUUUAAGAUCCACCCAGAGAUCCCGGAGUCAUUGUCCACCGAGGCCAAGUCUUUCAUCCUGCGCUGCUUCGAGCCAGACCCCCACAAGAGAGCCACCGCCUCGGACCUCCUCAGAGACACCUUUGUGAGACAGAACACCAAGGGCAAGAAGAGCAAGAUCGCCUUCAAACCCUCGGACUACAUCCGCAGCGUGUCCCUGCCGGUCCAGUUGCAGUGUGAGGCCACUGGGAGCAGUAGCAGCGAACACGGCUCGGUGAGCCCAGACUGCGAUUCCAAACACGACGUCUUCUUCCAGAAGAAGAAACUCUCCAGCUCAGAGAACCUGCUCAAACCGCCUAACUCCAACUACCUGAGUGUCCCUGAUGAGGGUUCAGUGUCAGAGGACCGCAGCGCCCCCCCCUCCCCCGAGGACAGGGAUGGGGGUCUGUUUCUGCUGAAGAAAGACAGUGAGAGACGAGCCAUCCUCUACAAAGUCCUCAAUGAAGACCAGGACAAGGUCAUCUCCAACCUCAUGGAGAACCACAUCCAGGGCAGUGAGGAGCUGCAGCUGUCCGUGGACCACAUCAAACAGAUCAUCUGCAUCCUACGAGACUUCAUCCACUCUCCUGAGAGACGCGUGAUGGCGACCACCAUUUCCAAGCUGAAACUGGACCUGGACUUUGACUCUACCUCCAUCAAUCAGAUACAGCUGGUUCUGUUUGGCUUCCAGGACUCGGUAAACAAGGUCCUGAGGAACCAUCACAUUAAACCUCACUGGAUGUUUGCCAUGGACAACAUCAUCAGACGAGCUGUGCAGGCUGCGGUCACCAUUCUUAUACCAGAGCUGCAGACACACUUUGGCCCGGCAUCAGAGAGCGAGGGAGCAGAGAAGGAGGAUGAGGUUGACGAAGAGGAGUUUGGGGCGGUUUUAGCCCCUCCCACUGAUGACCCUGGCGUGACCCCUGACCCCACCGCCUCUGGAGUGAGCACGCUUAGCUCCACCCACUCCCAGGAGCCUCAGCGCUCACACCACCCUCUGGGAGCACAGCUGGGACGACUAAAACAGGAAACUAACAGGCUUCUAGAGGAACUGCUACAGAAGGAGAAGGAGUACCAACAGGUCCUCAAGACGUCUCUCCAGCAGAGAACACAUGAUCUGGAGUUGGCCCGAGUCAGACACAGACCACCAGACAUGCCUCCACCCUCCAUCUUCCACAUCCCAGCUGACCAUGAGCCCGACAAGCAGCUCACUGAUUGGCUUAAAGACCAGGGGGUGGACCCUGAUACUGUAGACAAGUUUGCGAUGGAGGAGUACACACUGAAUGACAUUCUCAACGACGUCACCAAGGACGACCUCCGCUGCCUGCGUUUACGGGGCGGAGUCCUCUGUCGCAUCUGGCGAGCAAUCCAGAGGCACCGAGAGCGACAGAGAGGGAGGAGUGAUGACCUGGCAGAGGAGGCGUGAUGGGAUAGUGGCGCGGUCAAGACUCUAUCACU